AGCUUCGCAGAACGGGUACCAGAGGAUGUAGGAGAAGAAACGGCCGCUGCUUUUGUUUUCUUUAGAAAUGUGGAUCAAAACAACGUUCUAAACGGCAACCUUGGUUACAAAACCAGUCGUUAAGUUACUGAAAUCCAGAGUUCAUCGGCGGACCUCCACUUGUUCGUCCCGCUGCAGCCUGCGUAUCUACACACAGCAUCGCAAAAGGACGAAGAAGGUCAAGAGAACAUGUAGGCUAUCGCUGCCUGGAUAAGGGAUGUGUUUCUGAAUCGUCAGAGAAAACGACGAAUGGAGAUGAUUGCUAUUCGAGCCAUGGAAGAGAAAAAGCAACUUAAACGCAUGGAAAACAGAGAGGAUCAGUCGUGUGGAAUGCCCGCAUCCCGUCAGUUCACCGGCGCUCGAGCAUCUCUGUGCAGCAGCAAACGGAGCUACGCGAUGCUCAACUUGCGAAUUAAAGGGACGGGGGCUGUUCAAAUGUUCUCUGACUGACUCCUCCUGUGCUACCCGGAGACCAUGUGGCCAAGCCCACUGGGUUGAGAUAGGUACCAGUACCAGCAGGGGACCACUAUAUAAAGGCUGACAUAGUUUAGAAGAACCAGCAGUUGCUGGUCUUUAGCAUCCAGUUCUUUCAAACACAGGAGUGGAACACAUUGAACGACACAAAUAAUCAUGUCUCACGCUUGGGGUUAUGGAGCACAAGACGGGCCAGAAAUGUGGGCAGAAAGCUUUCCCAUUGCAAACGGACCCAGGCAGUCUCCCAUUGAUAUCGUACCCACCCAAGCACAACAUGACCCUUCUCUGAAGCAACUCAAAUUGAAGUAUGACCCCGCCACCGCUAAGGGCAUCCUCAACAAUGGCCAUUCAUUCCAAGUGGAUUUCACUGAUGACGACAACAGCUCAACUCUGGCUGGAGGUCCCGUCACGGGGAUAUACAGGUUGAGACAGUUCCAUUUCCACUGGGGAAGCAGUGAUGAAAAGGGCUCAGAGCACACUAUUGCUGGAACCAAGUUCCCCUGUGAGCUUCAUCUCGUUCACUGGAACACCAAGUACCCAAACUUUGGCGAAGCUGCCAGUAAGCCUGACGGCCUUGCUGUGGUUGGAGUUUUUCUCAAGAUUGGUUCAGCCAAUCCAAGACUUCAGAAAGUUCUAGAUGCUUUUGAUGACAUCAAAUCAAAGGGCAGACAGACUACAUUUAGCAACUUUGAUCCUAAAACCUUGCUGCCCUCCGCUCUGGAUUUCUGGACUUACGAGGGGUCUCUGACCACACCUCCUCUUCUGGAGAGCGUCACCUGGAUCGUUCUGAAAGACCCAGUCAGUGUUAGUCCUGCUCAGAUGGCUAAGUUCCGUAGCCUGUUGUUCACAUCUGAAGGAGAGGCACCUUCCUGCAUGGUUGACAACUUCAGACCCCCUCAACCCCUCAAGGGACGCAAAGUCCGUGCAUCCUUCAAGUAAACAGCAGUAUCGAUGCCACAACCCUCCCACUGCCUUCUGAUCAUGGUGCUUUUGACUGGUUCACAAAAACAUUCCCUGUGAAAUUGCUACUGAAAUAUCACAAUCCAGGCCCUUGCUUACAUUGCAGUGUUGAUAACAAGAAAGCUGGAUCUGAUCUUCUAAAACUGUCUAUUUUUGUCAUAAAUGCUUAUAUUAUUAUUUAACAUGAGAAAUAGUAUUAAAAUGCUUAUAAACUCAGCGCUUAAUAACAAUGGCAGCCCCAGCUGUAGAAACAGUGGUUUGUUACCUACAUUUCCUUGCAGUUUUAUGUAAACUGGACAAAUGGGAAACUAACUUUCAAAUUAUCCCAGUCCAUCUUUGAUUGCUCCACUUCGUGCUUUUAGCUAUGCAGAACUGCACUAUGCUCCAUGUUAUUCAAUAGGAAAGACAUCAUGGUUCUUUUUGUGGUUAUGGCAAUGGAUGAAUGUCGGUUAAAUGCGUAACUGAUCGGAUGUGUUGAAGCUGAAAUACCUGAAGGAAAGCACUUAUUAACAGCAAUAUGUUGUUGUUAAAGUGUUUUUAUUAUUUAUCAAGAGGAAUUUCAAGGGAUUAGCUUUUAAAAUUGUUUCUAAGAAUGUUGUACCAUGCUGUUUUGCCAUAGAUACUUUGAUAGAGAUUUUUCAGAAUUAAAUUGAACAGUAUUGCGAACAAAUAUUAUAUGUAAAUCAGUCAUAUCCUAGGAAUUUGAUCAGCAAUAAAUGAAUAUAUUUUAAACUAUA
Messenger RNA from Onychostoma macrolepis, 2210 nucleotides. RefSeq names its product carbonic anhydrase (gene cahz). The record is from RefSeq and is a predicted model, not a curated record. Gene Ontology annotation, biological process: carbon dioxide transport. The transcript is spliced from 7 exons. Gene Ontology annotation, cellular component: cytoplasm. Gene Ontology annotation, molecular function: zinc ion binding; carbonate dehydratase activity. Lineage: Eukaryota; Metazoa; Chordata; Actinopteri; Cypriniformes; Cyprinidae. The coding region runs from base 670 to 1452 and encodes 260 amino acids.